CUCUGUUUUGUAGAAAAAUGCACUAUUAUAAAAUGUAGAAAGGCCAACUUUUAUCAUUAAAGCAUGUUGCCCGCGUGAACUGAUUGAAGAUCUUCAUGUUUUUAAUCUUUAGUCAGUACAUAUACAAUCACUGUUCAAAAUGUCGACUGUUCGGGAAUGGAGUACAGAAACAUUGAUUGCGGACCACAGAGAACUACAGUGUACAUCUCUCUCUGUAUCUCCUGGGGGGGAUUUGGUUGCUCUCAGUGGAAGAAAACAUCUAGCUCUCCUCAGUCUGACCGACCCUACCCAGGUAUUGAAACAGAUGUGUAGGGGAACAAGAUGGAAUUGUACAAAACUAGCCUGGAAUCCAUCCCAGUAUUUCAGUAAUUAUAUUCUCCUUGCUACUAAUGAUAAAAUAGAAGUGUACACUAUAAACCAAACUACAAUAGAACCUCUAGAUCCUAUCCGAGGACAUUGCAGGCAAAUCUCUGAUAUAUGUUUGAGUGUCCUCGAUGGGAGGAUGGUUGGAUCAACGGAUGGGAAUGGAUCAAUCCAUGUUUGGGAUAUCAGGGAUUACAGGAGACCAAGCAUAUCCUUCCAAACAAUGAUUGGAGCAAACCAAAUUCAAUGGAGCAGAGCAAAUGUCAAUCUAUUGGCGGGAGCUCAUGAAGGAGAUAUUAAACUUUGGGAUACACGACAUCCUUCAUCUUUUAUAGUAUCCAGUACACCACACACUUCCAGGUAUAGUAUCCAAUACACCAACACACUUCCAGGUAUUGUUUACAUUACACCACACACUUCCAGGUAUUGUAUCCAGUACACCACACACUUUCAGGUAUUGUAUCCAGUGCACUACACACUUCCAGUUAUUGUAUCCAGUACACCACACACUUCCAGGAUCCAAAGUGUAGACUGGAUGAGCGGACAGAAUAGCUUAAUAACCUCGAGUUCGGAUUGUACUGUCAAAUUACACACACUCUCAGAAGAAUCUGGUUUACAGACAGCAGAAAACGGACUAAAGACAUCAAUUCCAGUUUGGAGAGCAAAAUUUACUCCAUUCGGAGAAGGGAUGGUUACUGUUUUGGUACCCCAGCUAGGAACUCCUGAGCACUCUAUAUUUUUGUGGAAUACUGGAAAUCUUUCCAGUCCCGUACAUACCUUCGUAGGGCACAGGGAUGACGUUCUGGAUUUUGAAUGGCGGAUGGAAGACGACUGGCAGUUAGUCUCUUGGUCACGUGACCAAACAAUUAGAGUUUGGAAUUGUAGUAAUCAGAUUCAAGCCAGGUGUGGCUCAGUUGAAGAGGAAUCUUCUGCUGACCAAGGGAGGGAUGCUUUGAAUGUCGUCUUCCAGCUAUAUCCCGCUGAGCCGGACUCCUUGGCUGAUCUGAAAAAAAUUAAAGAUGACCCAACUUUACCCUCGGUAUUAUCAGCUACCUCUAUCCAAACUGACCCAGCUAUUAACCAGCAUGCUGACCAGCCUCUACCAAAAUUAAAAAGUCGCCAAGGCAGCGCAAGUUCUUUUGCUGAUCUAACAGAAAGAUUUUGUAAAGAACAAUCUCCACGUGGUGCUUUGUCACAGUCGGACAGCUCAGGUGCUCUUGAAAAUACUCUGCAGCAGGAGUUUGCUCUGUUAGAUACAAACUUUAGUUUCAUUAGAUUAAUUAUACAGAUCUGGUUUCCCUCGACCUACCCUGUCAAUACACCACCAGUAUUCAGUUUUCUUCAGGGUUCAACAAUAAAAUCAGAAUUAAAAAUCCGACUGCUCAACCUACUAAAAGAAACUGCACAGCACUUGGUUGCAAGGAACCGAGCCUGCCUAGAAAGAUGUUUACGAAUUCUUGAAUGCCAACUAGCUGUUGUCCAUCAGGAGAACAGUCUAGACACUGUACGGACAAAUCAGAAGUUUCCUUUUCAAAGUGUUCCUCUUAAAUAUCAGGAUAACUCUAUACCGUACCCUCGGACUGCUGGAGCAAGAUUUUGCUCAAAUAAUCUUCUUGUGUGCUUUGGGAGACCAACAUAUAAGAAACAAAUAAAAAAUAUAAAUGGGACUGGGCCCACGCCUCGAGCUUACUCUGCGUAUAUAAGUCUUCUUGCUUCAAGAUCAGAAAAGAAUUUAUUUCCAAGCUUAGCAUUAUCUAGUCUUCCAGAGCAGCAAGAAAGACAACUGAGUACCCUAAACACUGGCAGGUUUAAAGUUAGAAGAGUUGGAACAGAGGAUAGAUUUGUCAGACGAAGAAAAUCGGUUCAGCUUAGGAACCAGUCAGUUUCUCUCACUGUCACUAUUUAUAGUGUUGAAAGACUUCUUCCAGUCAGUUUGGAGCUGGCAGAGCAUUAUGUUAUUGAAGAGGAUACCGUUCAGAUGUGUGUGAUGAAUUCUAAUAUUACUGAGAGUUUAAAUAGACCUGAUUUAGCUCAUAUCUGGAGAGUUUUAGGUGAGAUAGCCAGGUCCUGUGAGAUAUAUACUAGAGAGAAGGAACACCCCUGGAGCAGAUCUCCCCUAGGAACUAAACUUAUCCAGUCUAUCAUCAGGCAUUUUAUCAACUGUCAUGAUUUCCAAACUAUUGCUCUGAUUGUGUGUGCGUUCACCAAACCUACAAAAGCUGAUCAGGUUCUCACAACAGAAAAGCAACAAGAGAAAACUAAUUCUGCAAAAGAUAGAUUCUGGUUUCUUCGACCAGGAGGACUGACAAAUCUAAAUGAUUCUCCAUACCAUACAAUACAUGCCGGCAAAAUAGAAAACUUUCCAGGUAAAAACCGGACUGGAGGAUCGAAUCCCAACCUGGAUAAAUGUUGGAGUAAAAAUAUCAGAUCUAAUUCAUGGACUGAUAUUCUUCCAGAAGAAAUCAGAUAUUCACUAGAUAAUUCAAACUUUUCCGAGGAAGAGAGUCCGCAGAAACCUGUUUCUAAAACCAGUGUUGGAGAACUUAAAUUUGGUCUGUUAGCUCCUGAACAGAUAGACCUGUAUUCAGAUGCACUAAAUGUUUAUGCAAAUUUGUUAUAUAACGGCCAGAAACUGCAGAAAAGAUGCGAAGUACUAAAGCACGGAGUGUACACCUUUUGCGAGGAACCAGUUAGUUUUGGUCAGCUUGAAUCUCCAAAAGAUUGCGCGCCAAAUUUGAUUUGUGAAUUAUGUCGUCUUCCAGUUCGAGGAUUUUCCUGUAUCUGCCCUUUGUGCGAGCACGGAGGCCAUGCUGGUCAUUGGAUGGAAUGGUUUCGAGGAAGGGAUGUUUGUCCAACAGGUUGUGGAUGUCAUUGCUUCCAAUACAUGUCAUAAAUUUAUUCUGUUGCGAGGUUUUCUCCUUUUCUUUUUACCUCAACCGUUCUUCCAUUUUUAAUUAUAUUAUUACGUUUUCUUCAAAUCCCUUUCUCUGAAGAUUUGUUUAGAAUUUGGACCAGCAUAGUUUGAGCUUUAAUAAAAUGGAAUUUUGAAUUCUAUAGAAAUGCAAUAAAAUAGCAAUGAAUUAAUAUAAUCAUAAUUUAUAGAAAAUAAAUAAAAUUUACAAUUAGAAAAUCUUUUAUGUCUAUUUUGUAUACAAAUUGUAUUCUAUUCAAUUGUUUAUAUAUAAAAUUAUGUCACAUUUCCGAUAGUUUUUCAUACCUUAAAUAUGCUAGAGACAAAAAUAUGAUAUUUGAAAAGCUC
This is a messenger RNA of Eurytemora carolleeae, 3622 nucleotides long. Its product is annotated as GATOR complex protein WDR59. Gene Ontology annotation, molecular function: protein binding. NCBI's taxonomy places the organism in Eukaryota, Metazoa, Arthropoda, Copepoda, Calanoida, Temoridae. Bases 140 to 3256 code for a protein of 1038 amino acids. The record is from RefSeq and is a predicted model, not a curated record. The transcript is spliced from 33 exons.